AUGGAUACCGAAACCAAUGAUUCGUUUGCAAAAGCGUAUGAUGAGAAGGUUCGUCCUCUUAUGAACAAAAUUGAUGAAGCUCGACGAUAUUUAUUACCGAACAGUGAUCGGAUUACUUUUCCAAAUGUUGUCGUAGUUGGUGAUCAAUCAAGUGGUAAAUCAUCAUUAUUGGAAGCAUUAUCAUUGGUUGAACUUCCAAAAGGUCCUGGCAUUGUCACUAGAUGUCCAUUGGUAUUAAGACUACGUAACUCUAAAGAACGAAAAGUGUAUCGCUUAUAUGAUGAUAAUCAAAAGGCUUUGUUGGACGAAGAAAACUUAAAUAUGUCACAAUACAUUGAACAAGAGACUAGGAAUUUAGCUGGUAACCAGAAGAAUAUUGUGCACCAGUUGAUUGAGUUACAAAUUGAAGAUCCUUGUGUACGUGACUUAACAGUCGUCGAUCUGCCUGGUAUAGCACAUAAUCCUGUCGCUGAUCAGCCAAGCAAUAUUCAUGAGCAAACAACUAAUUUAAUUCGUCAAUAUAUUCAACCAGAAGGUAGUCUUAUUCUGUGUGUUUUUCCUGCCAAUGUUGAUGUUGCAGUAGCGGAAGCAUUAUCAUUAGCACGUAACGUAGAUCCAGAAGGUAAACGAACAAUUGGUGUGAUAACGAAAACUGAUCUUGCUCCAGAUCAGGAUAUGCUUAUAGCACAACUUCUAAUGAAUAGACGGGACGUACUUCAUUUAAAAUUAGGUUUUGUAGCCGUUCGUAAUCGUAGCUCCGAUGAAAAGAUUUCCUUACCGGAUGCGCGCAAUCGCGAAAAAGAAUUCUUUAGUCAACAUCCAGCAGCAAGUGCUGUUAUUCAAAAAGAAUGUUUGGGUAUUGAUGCACUAAUUAGCUGUUUGGCAACUUUGUACUCCCAGCGUGUGAAAGAGACUUUUCCAAAAAUGCGACACGAAAUAGAAGUCCAAUUAACAGACAUCCGUGAACAACAAUCAAAACUUCCCACAGAAUUAAAAACAACCGGAGCACGUUUAACAGCAUACAACGAAUUAGUAGAUCUAUAUGUUGAAAAGAUUUUAAAAGCAGAGCUUAUAAGUUCAAAUGAUAGUGAACGCAUUAUUGAGAAAUAUCAAGCUCUUUCAAAAGAAUCCAUGAAUUCAUCAAAUGCAGGUAGUUUCAAGGCAACAGUCCUUGGUGGUGGUGAUGAUGAUGAUGAUAUAUUUGUAUACGAUGCUAUGUCAGUGGAUGAUCAAGCGUUAAAACAAAUGUUAAUUAGUAUAUAUUCAUAUUGGAAUAUGUUGAUCAAACGCUUUACAGAGUACGUGACAUUAUCUAUACGUGCAAGAUGUGCGUUUAGUGUAUGUGAUAAUAUCAAACAACGUUUACGCGAAAUUUCUGCUAAAGAAUCUGCUUUGAUUGAUGCACAUCUUAGCGAUGACCAUUCCAUUCAAAAUCAAAGGGAAUAUUUACAAAAAACAAAAGAAAGACUAGAGAAGGCUUAUAGUAUACUUUGCGAAGAUGAAGGAAUACUCAAUAAUGAUAAAUAUAUAUUUAAUGAUUUUACACCAACAGACCACGAUGCCACAAACACGUUAGAUGCACUUUUGUCGACACUCAAGAUAGCUCGUGAUAAAAAUAAACAAAACAAUCAAGAGGAACAACUGUCAAGCAUAGGUAUUCGGAAUUUUAACUUUGGGGGAAGAAAUACUUAA
This is a messenger RNA of Rotaria sordida, 1692 nucleotides long. NCBI's taxonomy places the organism in Eukaryota, Metazoa, Rotifera, Eurotatoria, Philodinida, Philodinidae. The record is from the annotation of a GenBank genome assembly.